Messenger RNA from Rotaria sp. Silwood2, 2157 nucleotides. The record is from the annotation of a GenBank genome assembly. Lineage: Eukaryota; Metazoa; Rotifera; Eurotatoria; Philodinida; Philodinidae.
AUGCAAAUAGACAAUCAUAAUACAACACAUCAAAUUCUUGAUUUGGAAGAUUUAACAUUUUCUCAAGGAAGUCAUUUUAUGUCAAAUAAAACUUGUCAAUUACCAAAUGGAUCUUUUCGUUUACAAAAGAAAGGUUAUGAAGAAAUACAUAUACCUUCUCUUAAACCGUCCCGACCUAAUGCCGAAGAAAUUCUUUAUCCAAUAUCAAAUUUACCUAAAUAUGCUCAACCAGCAUUUGAAGGUUAUAAAGAAUUAAAUCGUAUUCAAUCACAUAUGGUUAAAACAACACUUGAAACUGAUGAAAAUAUUUUAUUAUGUGCACCAACUGGUGCUGGUAAAACAAAUGUUGCAUUACUUUGUAUUCUACAUGAAAUAGGUAAACAUAUUAUGUCUGAUAAUAGAAUUAAUACCGAUGAAUUUAAAAUAAUUUAUAUUGCUCCAAUGAAAUCACUUGUUCAAGAAAUAGUCAAUACUUUUACAGAGCGUUUAAAUCCCUAUGGUAUUAAAGUAUCAGAAUUAACUGGUGAUCAUCAAUUAACUAAAGAAGAAAUAAAUCAAACACAAAUAAUUAUUUGUACACCAGAAAAAUGGGAUAUUAUAACACGUAAAGGUGAUGAACGUAUAUAUACACAAUUAGUACGUUUAAUAAUCAUUGAUGAAAUUCAUCUAUUACAUGAUGAUCGUGGUCCUAUACUUGAAGCAAUUAUUGCUCGAACAAAUCGUCUAAUUAAAACAACACGAAGUCAUGUACGUUUUGUUGGACUGAGUGCUACAUUACCUAAUUAUGAAGAUAUAGCCGAAUUUUUGAAUGUAAAUUCUAUAGGCUUAUUUUAUUUUGAUAAUAGUUAUCGACCUGUACCACUUGAACAAGAAUAUAUUGGUAUAACAGAAAAAAAAGCAAUUAAACGUUUUCAUAUAAUGAAUGAUCUAGUUUAUGAAAAAGUUAUGGAACAUGCCGGAAAAAAUCAAGUACUUAUUUUUGUGCAUUCAAGAAAAGAAACAGGAAGAACAGCACGUGCUAUUCGUGAUGGAUGUAUAGAAAAAAGUACCAUUGGAUGUUUUCUUAAGACAGGUUCAGUUUCACAAGAAACUUUACAAAAUACAACCGAAUUAACUAAAAACUUGGAAUUAAAAGAUCUUCUUCCAUAUUCAUUUGCUAUUCAUCAUGCUGGUAUGAGCCGUGCUGAUCGAGAAUUAGUUGAAGAUCUUUUUCGUAAGCGACAUAUUCAAGUACUCGUAUCAACAGCUACACUUGCUUGGGGUGUUAAUUUACCCGCACAUACAGUUAUUAUUAAAGGUACACAAAUUUAUAAUCCUGAGAAAGGUCGCUGGACUGAAUUAAGUGCACUUGAUGUUAUGCAAAUGCUUGGUCGAGCUGGUCGUCCUCAAUAUGACAAAAUUGGUCAAGGUAUUUUAAUAACUAAUCAUAAUGAAUUACAAUAUUAUUUAUCAUUAAUGAAUCAACAACUUCCAAUUGAAAGUCAAAUGAUAUCGAAAUUAAUCGAUAAUCUCAAUGCUGAAAUUGUUCUUGGAACUGUUCAAAAUAUUCAUGAAGCUGCUGAAUGGCUUUGUUAUACUUAUUUAUAUAUACGUAUGAAAAAACAACCUCAAUUAUAUGGUGUGUCAAAUGAAUCUUUACUUACGGACAAUACUCUUCUUCAACGACGUUUAGAUUUAAUUCAUUCUGCAGCAAUACAAUUAGAUAAAAGUCAUUUAAUUCAUUAUGAUCGUAAAACAGGUAAUUUUCAAAUGACUGAUCAUGGUCGAAUUGCAAGUCAUUAUUACUGUAGUCAUGAAACAAUUGCAAUGUAUAAUAAAUUACUACAACCAACAUUAAAUGAUAUUGAGUUAUUUCGUAUAUUUUCAUUAUCAUCUGAAUUUCGUCAUAUUAUUGUACGCGAAGAAGAAAAAUUCGAAUUAAAAAAAUUAAUUGAACAUGUACCAAUACCUAUCAAAGAAAAUAUUGAUGAACCAAGUACAAAAAUAAAUGUACUCUUACAAGCUUAUAUAUCUCAAUUAAAACUUGAUGGUUUAGCAUUAAUGGCUGAUAUGAUUUAUAUAACACAAAAUGCUGGAAGAUUAAUUCGAGCAAUAUUUGAAAUUGUUUUACAAAAACAAUGGGCAAGAUGUGUAGAUAAAACAUUAAAUUUAGCAUAA